Messenger RNA from Gymnodraco acuticeps, 2159 nucleotides. RefSeq names its product RUN domain containing 3b (gene rundc3b). The transcript is spliced from 11 exons. The record is from RefSeq and is a predicted model, not a curated record. Lineage: Eukaryota; Metazoa; Chordata; Actinopteri; Perciformes; Bathydraconidae. Bases 139 to 1497 code for a protein of 452 amino acids.
GUGCAGCCCCUCCUUCAGCUGAGCAGCGUGAGUUACUCGGAGGUGACGGAGACAGACAGCUGAUCCUCCCCUGGUGCAGAGGCAGAGGAGUGGGGACCACGCACCGCCUCCGCCCGCAGACACCGUCACGGGCCGGGGAUGGCGUCGCUCGGCGUGGGGCUGCAUCUUGUCCGCAAGCGGGGAUCAGGCAGGAGCUCCGCGGUGGAGAGGAGGAAUCUGCUCACGGUGUGCAGGUUUUCAGUGAAGACUCUGCUGGACCGCUCCUGUUUUGAUACGAUAGACGACACAUCUCCAGAGUUCGUUAACUUUGUUUCCAUCCUGGAGCACAUCCUCAGUCACAGACUCAAAGGUAAAAAACGUCAGACAACUUGGUUCGGCUAUGAGAGUCCUCGCAGUUUCUGGGAUUACAUCAAAUCCGCCUGCAGCAAAGUCCCUCAUAAUUGCAUCCGAAGCAUCGAGAGUAUGGAGAAUGUGCGAUCAUCGAGAGCUAAAGGCAGGGCGUGGAUCAGAGUGGUCCUGAUGGAGAAAAGAUUAUCAGAAUACAUCUCAUCUGCACUGAGGGACUUCAAAACCACCAGGAGGUUUUACGAAGACGGAGCGGUCAUGCUGGGAGAGGAGGCAGGGCUGCUGGCAGACACACUCAUCGGACUCCACACCAUUGACUUGAGCUUCUGUCUGAAAGGAGAGGGUCUGGACGGCAGCUGCCCCGCAGUGAUCGACUACACGCCGUACCUGAAGUUCGCUCAGAGUGCAGAGAGCAUCAGCAGUGACGAGGAGGAGAUGAGGACUCUGGGGAGCAGCGGCAGCGAGAGCAGCACCCCCGACAAAACGGCCACCGCCGCCUCCAUCUUCACUGAGCAGAGCAACUUGGUCAGCAAGUGCAAACGCUUUGAGCAGAAGUACCGAACAUCACUGGAGCAGAAGGGUUACCUGGAAGAGCUGGUGCGUCUCCGAGAAGCCCAGCUGUCGAAGGCCGUGUCUCAUAACAAAGCUCUUCAGCAGAGCCUAGCAGACACACACCUCACACACAAUCUGGAAAAAGAGCAGCUUGAGUACAUCAUACUGGAACUACAGAACCAACUGACGGUGCUGAAAAACAAUGAUUUGCGGUCCAGACAAGAGCUGACAGCCCACCUGACCAAUCAGUGGCCAUCUCCUGUCGCCUUGGAUACCAACGCUGUCGCCUUGGACACGCUGCUGUACAGGAAGAGCACGGGACAGUGGGAGGAGAAGAGUUUCCAGAGUCUGGAGCAGCUGUCUGCAGACAUGAGUCUCUCUCAGAUGUCUCUUGACCCGUCCCACACUCUGAGUCUGGAGGCCAGGCCCCCCGGCACACUGUGGCCCCACCAAGGUAAAGAGGAAACCCCGUCUCUAAGAGGUCUGUGCGGCUCCCUGACGUCGGUUGCGAGCUACAAGUCUCUGGCCAGCCUGAAGUCCAGCGAGUGUUUGGCCAGUCCUGCGACGGAGAUCAGCAGCCCGGGCUUCACUCCGUCAUAAUGAACGGAGAGAUAAACAAAAACACAUCUCCAGACAAUCCAGGAACUCUCUUCAUUUAGGUCAUGUAGAUUUGUAGACAUUUAUUUUCUGUAAGUGGAACCAAGCGCUUUAAUAGAAAUAAAUCAGGUUUGCAAGUGGAGAAUUUGGUGUAGCAUGUUCUCUGUGUUGAAAAUGAAGUGCAGUUCUGUCGGACUCAUUAAAGUCUUUAAUAUUAACGUAAUAUCCAGCGGAAAUACCCUCUGACUCUUAUUAGAGGAUCUGCUGCCUUCAUCGAUCUGUGUUUGAAUUAUUUAGUUUCUUUUUUUGUGGAACUUCAGUUUUUGUUUCCCUUUUUUAAAGGAAAUAAAUGAAAACAAUAACAGAUGAUGUAAGAAUUGAAAGGUUUGCCGGAGUCACAGCAUGCAUAUUCAGUAUGAAAAUACUGAAUAUAUAGAUAAGAAAAUACUGAAAGCCUCAGUCAAUGUUGGCACUAUGAAACAUUUCCUGCAGUUAAAAGGGUAUGUUAUGUUCUGCUACUGCUGUUUAUUUAGUUUAGUUUUUGACAAGUAAUCUCUUUGAUUUACAAUGUAUGUACUCUCACUUUUGCCAGAUUACAAUUUCAAAGUUUUACUCUAUGCUGUCUCACAUUUCACGUCAGGUGUAAAUACUUUUAUUUGAUCAGU